Molecule: messenger RNA, 1497 nt
Organism: Tricharina praecox
Lineage: Eukaryota; Fungi; Ascomycota; Pezizomycetes; Pezizales; Pyronemataceae
Exons: 3
Coding region: 271-1359 (362 amino acids)
Source: RefSeq, a predicted model, not a curated record
CUGAAAACCACGAAUAAACACUUGCCGUCCCCCCAUCCACCCAUCGCCAUCCUCCCCUACAUAUUGAUUGUCAAGUCCGUCGAGUAUCUCAACUGCCUCCAUUCCUUCAGUCAAUCACUGCAACUCUCCUUCGCAACUCUCCCUAUCCAGUCCAGGCACAACCACCAUCCAACAAUCAAACAACAAUCAAUCAGUCAAUCAGUCAAUCAAACUACCACACCAUCACACCAUCAGAUCAAACACUCUCAUACAACCACAACUCCCGCAACCAUGUCACAAUACUCUCCAACAUCGUCGCCAACCAGCCCCACAACCGGAAUGGCUAUGAAUUGGGUCCUCGGCCAUGUCCUGACAGAUCCCGAACCUUACGCUACCAGGAUGAGGCUGCCGCUCCGCAUCAUCUACACCCUGAACUGCCAGACCGCCUCGGCUUCGCCCGCCGACUUCAAGACCACGCUCAUGGAGCACAUCCAGAAAAUUCCCGAACAGCACUGCACACUGCCUCCGGUUUUCCUGACCACCUUCAUCAAGGACUGCUUCCCGCAAACCUUCGCGGAUGUCGACUUCGACAAGGCCUUGACCGCUCUCGACUACCUGUGCGACCUCGAACACCGCCGCAAGAAGGAGCUGGAGAAGGCCACCAAGGCGCGCGGCGAGCACGACGCCAAGAUCCGCAACUUCAAGAGCAGAUCCACCAAGCUCGAUCGCACCUACGCGGUUGCGCUCACCGGCAUCAGACGCUUCACAUUGGCCAAUGAGCUCGCACUGCCCAGGUUCAACAAGUGCAACUGUGUCGCGUUUCUCAACACCCUCUACCCCAUUGAAGAGGAAGACAUCAACGCCGUCCUGACCGCGAGCACACUGGCAGUACAGCGCCAAGCUCUCUGGAAGUACAUCAUCGCCGUCGAGAAGAACGGCCCUGGCAUCCUCGACGCCGUCCGCAACCAGUCCGAGUGGGAGAAGAUCAGCAACAACGUCUACGACUACUGCGAGCGAUCGCUCGCCAUGAUCCAGACCGCCGAAGAUCUUGCGCGCCCUGCCAGCUACGGCAGCUUCCGGUCGGACGCCAGUGUCGAGAUGAUGGAGCCCAUCAGCCCCAAGAACUCGUACGGAAGACGCGACAGCGGCAACGACUCGUCGGAGUCGGAGUUCGAGGGAACCGGAAAGAGGAGUACCCUCGAGAAGAUUGUUCGCGGUCUGGCAAAGCUCGGAGUCUCGAGCCACUCUAAGAAGGUGUACCACUCGGACUGGAACGCGAGCUCGAAGAACGUCUACACUACCGGUUGGAACCAAAGUUCGAAGAAGGUCUUCAGCACCGACUGGAAUGCGAGCAACGAUGAGGUCAGACAUUACAACUAGUUUGACUCGUCUGUUCGAUUUCUUUUGGUGUUUUUGGGGACAAGGCGCAUAUCAUGACAUACGAAUUACGGCAUAAAAUUUCAGGAGUAUUUUCCAUACACGGCUUGGGGCGACCCGGACAAAAAAGCAAUGGUCGGC